Messenger RNA from Phodopus roborovskii (desert hamster), 1426 nucleotides. RefSeq names its product spindle and kinetochore associated complex subunit 3 (gene Ska3). NCBI's taxonomy places the organism in Eukaryota, Metazoa, Chordata, Mammalia, Rodentia, Cricetidae. Gene Ontology annotation, cellular component: spindle microtubule; outer kinetochore. The transcript has 8 exons. Bases 133 to 1392 code for a protein of 419 amino acids. Gene Ontology annotation, biological process: mitotic cell cycle; chromosome segregation. The record is from RefSeq and is a predicted model, not a curated record.
GACUUCCGCUCUCGCGAGAAAAAUCUUCUGCGCCUGCGCAGAGCGAGGAACUCCUACCGGCUUCAGGAUUUAAAUGAGUGGCGCGUUCGAGCGUGAGCGUGAGGGCGUGCUGUUGGCUCCGCUUGCCUCAGCAUGAACCCGAUCCAGAGUUUCUACUGUAAGCUGCGGGGUCUGGCCGCCGUGCUGGACGACGAGACGGCCCGGCUGCUGCGAGCGCUGGACGGCGAGGACAGCGACUUGGAGGAUUAUCCAAUGAGAAUUUUAUAUGACCUUCACUCAGAAGUUCAGACUCUAAAGGGUGAUGUUAACACUCUUCUUGAUGAAGCAAGAUUGGUAAGUCAAGAAAGCACAAGAUUCAUAAAGGCAACAAAAGUAUUAAUGAAAAAAAAUUCAACAGACAUCAUGAAACUAAGAGAGUUUUUCCAGAAGUAUGGCUAUCAAUCACGUGACAAGGAAGACUCAGGAUGUGAGCACAAAAUCAGUGAUUCAACCUCAGAGUUGGCUGUGUGUGAGGACCUUCAGAAGCCUGGUAUGGAGGGUGAUCUGUCUGACCCAUGUGUUCCGAGCAGUUCUGUUUCUGAAAAGCCCCUGCUACGCAGCCCACAGCUUUCAGAUUUUGGACUUGAGCGGUACAUGGUCUCCCGAGUCCCAAACCCUCCGCGGGCAGCUGACAGCCUUAAAGAAGGGUGCAUAUCUGAAACCCCUCCCACCAAAGACUCUUCAGUCACAGUGCUAAAGACUCCCAGGUGUGCUCUAAAAAUGGAUGAUUUCGAGUGUGUAACUCCUAAAUUAGAACACUUUGGAAUAUCUGAAUACACUAUGUGUUUAAAUGAAGAUUAUACAAUGGCACUUAAAAAUAGGAAGAACAUUAAAAGUUCCCCUCUGAAUAGUGCCAAUGAAGAAACCAUAGGGACAGAACCUGUGACCAAUGAGAAUUCUUUUGACAUUCCUGGUUUCAUAGUCCAGCAGCUAGAAAAAACUGAUGCUGAAUACACAAAUUCACCAUUGCCACCUAAAUUCUGCACUCCUGGUUUGAAAAUUCCUUCUCCAGUGGACAGUACAGCUUUGGUAUAUAAAAAUUAUCCAUUGUCAAAACCAAGUAGUUCAAGCGAUUUGGAAGUUAAAGAUUAUGCUCCAUCAAUUUUAAAUUCAGACAAAUGCUAUGAGAGUUUUGCGGACCCCCCUUCUCCUACAAUUACUUCUUGUGAGACUAUCAGAACACCCAGUCCUCCAGAAGUCACUGCAAUUCCAGAAGACAUUCUCCAGAUGUUAACAAAGCACAACUCAAACCUAGCUACUCCAUUGGCAGUUAAAGCAAUGCCACCCAGGAAAGGCUUCCUCAAGUACGAGGGACACAGCAUCCGAGGUGCUGCCAACAAAGAAAACUGGUGACUGUAAGACGGCACCACAGAACACGCCUGCUUUA